CAACGGCUCUCUUUUCUAUGUGGAAGCUGCAACACCGAAAUUUCUAAUUCAGUCGCUGGCGAGAAUUUCUAAUUCAGUCGUCCGCACGCUCGCUCUCUCUUGCUCAACUCUCACUUCGAUUUGUAAUUCCUGUCCCCGGCGUUCAUCAGCUACCCUCUUUCGGAUUCUCUCCAGUCCGCUACCCUCUUUUGGAUUCUCUCCAGUCAAAUUGCCCUCGCAAGAAGUAACUUCGCUGAAACCGGAGGCUGCCUGAUCUUCGCAAACAGGUAUUAUGUUAUGGGUUCUUUGAUGGGAUUCUUCGAUAUGCAAAAGAGCUUUGGCGUUCAUUGAAAAAGAUAGGAUUCAGAUUGCUUUACAUUGGGUGUUGUUAGUUUUCUUGCUUUAUCCAUUCUAGGUUUCUGGGUUUCCUUCUCCACUUAACUCUUUCCCUUUUUACUCAUUUAGGGUUUCUGGGUUUCCACUUAGUGAUGGAUAAUCACGAUUCCAGGAUUACCGUGCUAAAAUUGGCGGAUUAGGAGAAUUCUCAAGAGUGGAUUCGAGGACGGGGAGCCUUUCCCAGUGGAGUCCGCAGAGGAUAUGCAGGUAGCGAUCCACCUGCACAAGGAAAAUAUUUCACGAAGGAUCGUUCUUUACCGGGAAGGUCUCGAUCUUGAGUUUGCCUGGGCAGUUAAGAAAGCCGAGGAGAUUGGACUGGACUUUGAAAAGCGAGAUUAUUAAGGGGAACCUUCUCCCCCGAGGGUCAAUAUGCUUGACCACUGGUUGAGCCGGAAGGAUUAAACCAGUGGGAAUUAAUUUAUUCUCUUUGAAGACUCCUUCAGAGCACUUCAUAAUUAUAUCAGGUAUGGAGUUUUUCUGUGCCCUCAAAAUUCAUAUCAUGUUAAUCAGGAUCAUCCACCCCUUCUGUGUCAUGUACUCUUUAUCAUUUCCUCAAGGCUGAUGUUACUUUAGGAACUUCUGCCUUCCCCUGCCUUCUUGUUGUGGGUAUUUUUGCAUUGGAUGUUUUUCUAUUCAUUUGGUGUUCUUGUUCUAAUUUUCGUGUAGUUGUAGCUAUAUCCUGGUGCCUUAAAUAUAUGCCUUUCUUUUCAGAGAAGCAAAACCUGUGCUUGUACGGUUUUCCAUUUCAAGGCAAACAAUGGGAAGUCAAUUUGCCAGCUGAAGAAGUACCACCUGAGCUUCCAGAAGCUGCCUUGGGUAUUCACUUUGCAAGCGAUGGCAUACAAGAAAAAGACUGGCUAUCUUUUGUUGCUGUGCACAGAGAUGCAUGGUUGCUUUCUGCUGCAUUCUGUCUUGGGGCCAGAUUUGGAUUUGAUAAAGCUCACAGGUAUGCUCUAGGACAAUUCUCUGAGUUUGAUAUCUCGAGUCCAGUUGUUUAUGUGCUCUUUGGUGAACCGUAGUCUAAGUUUCCACCAGUUCUUGUGUUACGUAAUUGCUAUCUUUUGUUUUCAAAUGCAUUGGCAUUUUCGUUCUUGACAUGAUACUGUAGUUGUGGCAAAAUCUAAUGAAGAUAAUCCUGCAUAGAACAUAAUGAAGGAAUUGUCUAAAAAAAUUGAGAGCAUUUUGAGAACGUGAUUAAGAUUGGUUCUUCUGAAAUGCUGCAGGAAGAGACUCUUCACUAUGAUAAAUGAACUCCCAACUACAUUCGAGAUUGUGUCUGGUACAGUCACGAAACAAUCUAAGGAGAAGUCAUCCAUCUCAAACCACAACAGCAACAAAUCAAAGUCAACCUCCAAAGGGUUUACUGUUGACUUCAAUCCUUCUCAAACUUGGUAUCCAGAAGUCUGUUGUGAAAGAGUCGGUUCUGAUCAUGCCACAUUUCGACUUUCAACUUGAAACGCAUUAUAGAAGUGGAAGAAUAUCAUGCCGUUUUGUGCCAGUGAGCAAGAUUCUGAAGCCAUUGCUGCUAGAGCAUGGUAAUGUUGGUCUGAUUUUCACUAAAGGUGACCUGAAGGAAGUCAUCGAGGAAGUGGGCAAGUACAAGGUCGGAGCACCUGCUCGUGUUGGUCUGGUUGCCCCAAUUGAUGUUGUUGUGCCUCCUGGAAACACUGGACUCGAUCCAUCUCAUAAAUCUUUCUUCCAGGUGCUGAACAUUCCCAUCAAGAUUAACAAGGGGAUUGUCGAAAUCAUCACCCCUGUGGAGCUGAUUAGGAAGGGUGACAAGGCCGGGUCUUCAGAGGCUGCCCUUCUUGCUAAGGUGGCCGAAUCUGUCUAUGACGAUGGGUUGGUCUUUAUCCCUGAGGUUCUCGAUCUUACAGAAGAUAUGGGGAAGUUUGCCUCUUGUGUCUCCAUGGUUACUGCACUCUCGCUUGCCAUUGCAUACCCGACUCUGGCUGCUGCGCCCCACAUGUUUGCCGAUGCCUACAAGAAUGUCUUGGCCAUUGCUGUGGGAGACAGAUUACACCUACCCUCAGGCAGAGCAAGUAAAAGAGUACUUGAAGGAUCCGAGCAACUUUGGCUGCUGCCAAGGAAGAGGAGAAGAAACCAGAGCCUGAAGAGGAGUCUGAUGCCGAUGGUUUGAGCUUCAGUCUGUUUGACUAUAAAGUUUCCCCAAACCAGUUGUUAUAGGACCCCCAAAGUUUUGGUUUGUGGAUGAUACUAUCUGAUUUGGUGUCUACAGUUGAAAUUUUGCUGCACUGUUUUCUUUUCUUGUUGAGACGUUUAGAAUGGUGUUGCUGGUUAUUAAUGGAAUCCUGUUUUUACUUGAUCGAUCAUUCCCUUCUGUUCUGCUGUGUCUUCAUCGGAGCCACUGUUUCGGUAUGUUCAUUUUUUAGUCUUUCUACUUUUGAACUAAAGUUUGUAGUAAAUUUCCCAAUGGUAGAUAAUCUGGGAUGGAACACCCCAGUUGUCUCCUUUGAGACAACAAAUUGGAUGUCAAUAU
Linum trigynum is the source of this 2875-nucleotide messenger RNA. Lineage: Eukaryota; Viridiplantae; Streptophyta; Magnoliopsida; Malpighiales; Linaceae. The record is from the annotation of a GenBank genome assembly.